UCUUGAGACUUUAACACAGUCUGUGUUUAACCGUCUGUCAUCAUUCAGUCAGUAUGGAGCUCAGUCAACUUCCUCUUGUGUUCUUGCUGAUUUCAAAUAUCUACUCUGAACAAACUCAAGAAAAACUGAAACCCAGAGUGAUCAUUAAACCUGAUCAACAUGUGUUCAGAGGAGAAACAGUCACUCUCAGAUGUGACAUAUAUGAUGAAGGAGUCACUAGCUGGAGAUACUUCUGGUAUAAAGAAGGUUUAGGCAGUGUUUUCAAGUAUGGACAGGAACACACAUUCAGUUCUGUUUCUGAGUCUGACUCAGGUGAAUACUCCUGUGAUAGAUUUAAUGGAUCGAAUGGGUCUCCCCGCAGUGAUGUAGUUACUCUGACAGUAUCAGAAAGACCAAAACCCAGAGUGAACAUUAAACCUGAUCAACAUGUGUUCAGAGGAGAAACAGUCACUCUCAGAUGUGACAUAUAUGAUGAAGGAGUCACUAGCUGGAGAUACAGCUGGUAUAAAGAUAAUUCAAGAGGAGUUUUCAGUGAUGGACAGGAACACAAGAUCUGGUUUGUUACUGAGUCUGACUCAGGUGAAUACUCCUGUGAAGGAUCAGAGAUCAGAGGAUCACGCCGGUCACACACGAGUGAUAAAGUUACUCUGAAAGUAUCAGAUCUUCCUAAACUGACUCUGACAGCUGAUCCUCAGAGUCCAGUGUUCACCGGAGACUCAGUUACUCUGAGAUGUGAGGGGAUUCAGUCACAGAAUGGAUGGGAGUUUCUCUGGAGAAAAGACUCAAACCCUGAAUCUACUGAAGAUCAAACUAAAACAAUCAAACCUGAGAAAGUCUCUGAUGAAGGAAAGUACAGCUGCAGAGCACGAAGAGGAGAAUAUUACACAGAUUACAGUAAACCUGUAACAGUAACAGUAUACGAAAGACCAAAACCCAGAGUGAACAUUAAACCUGAUCAACAUGUGUUCAGAGGAGAAACAGUCACUCUCAGAUGUGACAUAUAUGAUAAAGGAGUCACUAGCUGGAGAUACAGCUGGUAUAAAGAUAAUUCAAGAAGAGUUUUCAGUGAUGGACAGGAACACACAUUCAGUUCUGUUACUGAGUCUGACUCAGGUGAAUACUCCUGUGAAGGAUCAGAGAUCAGAGGAUCACGCCGGUCACACACGAGUGAUAAAGUUACUCUGAAAGUAUCAGAUCCCAAAUCAGUUUUAAGUGUUUCUCCACAGAAGUGGUUGACUGAAGGAGAUCCAGUGACUCUGAUCUGUGAGGUUCACAACUUCUCUACAGGCUGGACGUUCAGCUGGUUCACUUUAACUGAAUCACCAGGUGGUUAUCAUCUGCUCUCAGACAGCAGCAGAGGAGCAGGAGGAAGAUACAGGAUCAGUUCUGCUGCUGUAGAUCACACAGGAGUUUAUGUGUGCAGAGCAGAGAGAGAGAAAUCAUCUUAUAAAACACAGUACAGCAAUAAACAGCUGCUGUGGGUCACCGGUGUUUCUGCUCCAGUCUCUCUGAGGGUCAGUCCCAGCAGAACUCAACACUUCAGAUCUGACUCUCUCUCUCUGAGCUGUGAAGACCAGAGUAACUCUACUGUAUGGAGAGUGAAAAGAUACACAGACAGUGAUCUGGAAGAUUGUUCAUCAAUACCUCGAGGAUCACACACAGGAUCUACAUGUACAAUCAGUUACGUCUAUACAUCACUCACUGGAGUGUACUGGUGUGAGUCUGAAUCUGGAGAGAAACAUCAUCCUGUUAAUAUCACUGUACACUCUGAAGUGAUUCUGGAGAGUCCUGUUCAUCCUGUGACUGAAGGAGAUAGUCUGACUCUACACUGUUUAUAUCAAUACACAACUCCAUCAAACCUCAGAGCUGAUUUCUAUAAAGAUGGAUCACUCAUCCAGAAUCAAAAUACAGAGAUGAUCAUCUCUCCUGUCUCAAAGUCACACGAGGGUUUCUACUCCUGCAAACACCCAGAGAGAGAGUCACCCAAGAGCUGGAUCUCAGUCAGACCUUCUACAGGCUCAGUAUCUGAGGAUCUCAAACCCAUGAUAAUUGGAGUAACAGCAGGACUGACUGCAGUCUUCAUUGUUGUCUUCUUGGUUCUGCUCUGGUGCUACAGAAACAACAAAGGUCUUUUUAAUUUUACAUCAUACAUUUACAGACACUGACUCUGUUCCUAAUCAGCUGGUUGAGAUGGUUUUCUGCUCUUAACUGGUCUCCCAAACCUGGUAAAGAUGUUUUUUAGACUGAGUUUAGAAGGUUUCUAGGCAGUUUUCAACUGCAUUCUUCAAAAUAAAGGAUCCAGAAGGUCUGCUAUAAAGAGCUUUUUGUUAAUUGAAAAUUUUCCAUUGACAUUUAUUCCCGGUUCCAUUGAUGCCAGUAAAGAAGUUUUAUUUGAACAGGUGUUAAAUCUCCUUCUAAUGUGAAUCCAACAUCAGACCAGAACCAGAGUGACGCCGGACACAAUACACUGCUGACUGGAACUGCUCAUGUGUAUGACUCUGUUGAUGUUCUUGUUAAUAAUGACCGUGUUAGUGCACCUGCUGAACU
Puntigrus tetrazona (Sumatra barb) is the source of this 2547-nucleotide messenger RNA. RefSeq names its product Fc receptor-like protein 5. NCBI's taxonomy places the organism in Eukaryota, Metazoa, Chordata, Actinopteri, Cypriniformes, Cyprinidae. Gene Ontology annotation, biological process: cell surface receptor signaling pathway. Gene Ontology annotation, molecular function: transmembrane signaling receptor activity. The record is from RefSeq and is a predicted model, not a curated record.